This is a messenger RNA of Orycteropus afer afer, 543 nucleotides long. It is a transcript of the gene SPMIP9, whose product is annotated as testis expressed 37. The transcript has 3 exons. NCBI's taxonomy places the organism in Eukaryota, Metazoa, Chordata, Mammalia, Tubulidentata, Orycteropodidae. Bases 1 to 543 code for a protein of 180 amino acids. Gene Ontology annotation, cellular component: cytoplasm. The record is from RefSeq and is a predicted model, not a curated record.
AUGGCAGGUGUGGUAUACCCCGGACAGGCCCCUGUGGAUUUAGACAUAUACCAAAGCUCUUACAUGGUCGACUAUAAGGCCUAUGGGGAGCAUAAAUAUUCCGGUGUCACACCACAAGAGAAGGUGAAGCUCAAUGUUAAACUCCGGGCCAAAGAGUUUUACAGGGCCAUCCCCAACCCCAACCCCAGGCUGGUGGAUGGAUACCCUGCCUUCAAAAGAGUCCACAUGACAGCAAAAGACCUGGGACAACCUGGCUUCUUCCCACCACCUGACGAUGCAGUCCAAGCAAAUGACCAGUACAAGUUCACGAGUACCUACCACUCAACGUACCCAGCUUCCCAACCUCUGAACCCGGCCCAGAGUGAUCCCAACCAGGUUUACCAGAGUGCUGACUUCCCGUGCCUCCUGGAGCCUGAGCACCAACCUGCUGCAGAAGAGGGCAAAGGCUAUCUCCUACUGCCCGGCUGCUCUUGUCCUCAUCAUCAGAUGGCCAAGGUCCCCAUCUUGUACCGGUGGGGACCUUUGAGGCCAUUUUACCAGUAA